This is a messenger RNA of Myxocyprinus asiaticus (Chinese sucker), 3162 nucleotides long. Its product is annotated as zinc finger protein ZIC 4-like. Gene Ontology annotation, molecular function: RNA polymerase II cis-regulatory region sequence-specific DNA binding; DNA-binding transcription factor activity, RNA polymerase II-specific. The record is from RefSeq and is a predicted model, not a curated record. The transcript has 2 exons. Bases 760 to 2352 code for a protein of 530 amino acids. Gene Ontology annotation, cellular component: nucleus. Gene Ontology annotation, biological process: regulation of transcription by RNA polymerase II; central nervous system development. NCBI's taxonomy places the organism in Eukaryota, Metazoa, Chordata, Actinopteri, Cypriniformes, Catostomidae.
UCACAAGACACCGAUCCCAUGACGACGACGUAGACGCACAGGAGGGAAAAGAGUGGGAUAACUUUUGUCAGCUAAAGGAUUGAAUAUAUAUAUAUAUAUAUAGGAGUCUGAGUAAGGCAGCAUGCAAUUCAGAUAUACUCUAUCGACGUAUACGAGUGUUUUCAAAUAACUGACUACUACACAGAACCUACAUUUAAUUUUAUUGCAUGCGAGUCCACUCAAAGCCGUUGUUGACUUAUUGCGAAAAAGCAAAACGCAUUGUCUUGAGGCGCAUUUGCAGAUUUUCCACAGCUGUAAUGUAUAUAAAGAAAGAUUACAUCGCUUCGAUGUAACUUUGGGAUUGCACUUUAAAGUACAAUAACCUUUGCAUAACAAAAACAUUUUGUAUCUGCUGCCUGAGGCUCAGCGCAUGCGCUCUAGCUGUUUGCUGUCACUACAACAUUUUUCUUCACAUUGGAAACUGUCACGAGUGACGUCAAUCACGGAGCUCUGACCAAUUAGAGCGCUCCGUGAUUGUUUGGCUCCACGGGCUGCAGCGCCUACCAUGAAUCUCUAUUCAGUAUAUCAAAGCGUCCUGCUGCUGCCCCUCAACCGAAUGGGAUUCCACGUAGGCACUGAGAUAGCAACUAAACUUUAGGGGAAGUUUAUUAUUAUUUUUUUUAUUAUUAUUCUGUAUUUUUCAAAGCGAUUAAAAUAUAUUUGUCAUCAUCAUUAUUAUUAUUAUUUGCCUGCUGUCAAGUUAUUCUAAAAUUAGGAGUAAUGAGCGUGGAUGCUUUAGGAAGCCCUGUGAUGGACCCCGCGUUUUCCAAACGGAACACGACGCUGAGAUUAGUUGACUUGGCAGGGGCGCACCACCAUCACCAUCAUCACCACCAUACCCCUCAGAGCGUGACAGGCUUCCCGGGGUUCAGCAGCCAUCCACACUCAAUGGCUCACUCGCACCCUGGGGAGAUGACUGCGGAACCCCGCCUGGGGCCGAGUCCAUUCGGGCCAGAACACAUGGGGCACUCCGCGGCCCUCAAAAUCAGCCCAACCCAUCAUUAUCCCCACCACCAUCACCACCAUAAUCAUCAUAUUGCAGGCCACGGCGACGUGGUCUCCAGUCAAUCGGGAGCAUUUGGCCCGGUGCAGGCGGCAACGGUCCCGUACUCUAUGUCUCACACGGCCCAGGCGUUAUCCGCAGGUAGGGAUUUCCUCAUUCGACGAGAUUUGACAGCUCAAGCCAUGCCCGUGCUGACCGAUCAGACUUCUGGUGGUUCAUCCUCUCACCACGGAAUGUUUGUCUCGACAACAGGUAGCUAUCCGGGACACUAUGGUCAUCACCCCGACCCCGGGAACCACGCUCUCUUCCCUGGACUUCAUCACGAGCAGCCAUCUAACGGAGCACCAGGUGGCCAAGCCUUGAACGGACAAAUAAGGUUAGGAAUACCUGCCGAAAUGUACGUUAGGUCUGAUCAUUUGAGUCAAGUGGCGAGCUCCAGGGCGGACCCGUUCGCCGGUUCUCCUCUGCACGGAUACGGCGGUCUCAAUCUGAACAUGAAUCUCAGCGCACCCCACCACGGAGCCGGCGCUUUUUUCCGUUACAUGAGGCAACCGAUCAAGCAAGAGCUCAUCUGCAAGUGGUUGGAACCAGAGCACUCCGCCAAGAAACGUUGCUCCAAAACGUACAGCACCAUGCACGAACUAGUUACACAUGUGACUGUGGAGCACGUUGGUGGACCAGAACAGGGGAACCAUAUCUGUUUUUGGGAAGAAUGCCCGCGAGAGGGAAAGCCGUUUAAAGCAAAGUACAAACUUGUGAAUCAUAUCAGAGUUCACACCGGAGAGAAACCGUUUCCCUGUCCAUUCCCUGGCUGUGGAAAAGUAUUUGCUCGGUCGGAAAACCUGAAAAUCCACAAAAGGACACACACAGGCGAAAAGCCUUUUAAAUGUGAGUUCGACGGCUGUGACAGACGAUUCGCCAACAGCAGUGACCGGAAAAAGCAUUCCCACGUACAUACCAGCGAUAAGCCGUACAGCUGCAAAGUCAGAGGUUGUGACAAAUCGUACACGCAUCCCAGCUCUUUGAGAAAACACAUGAAGGUGCACUGCAAGUCUCCACCUCCGAGUUCGGGUUACGAAUCAUCUACUCCAUCUCUUGUUUCUCCUUCAUCGGACUUGGGACGGGAGCAAGCUCCCUCUGCGCUCUCCGAGCCACUCUCGUCAUCGUCCCAGCCGGCCAAUUUAAGCGAAUGGUACGUGUGUCACAGCUCCGGUGCCAGUGGGCCCCAGACCCCACCCAGCGGUUCAUCCACACCGGGCCAUACAGAGGGGUCAAUGUACGGCAAUCCUGAACGGAGGGACGUCUUCUAACCAAAUUCGGGCCAUAGAAUAUUCCCUUGGCAAAAUUACGAAACUGACUUUGACAUCUUUUUUUUUUUGUUUGUUUGUUUAUUUUUUAUUUAUUUAUUUUUUUUAGACAGAAUGGCCGCAGGCUGACACUAAGUCAGUUCAAAUAGUAGGCUUGUUCACAAUUACUGCCUUACUGAAGGAUGCACUGGCUCCUUGACAGCUAAUAUCACUGCCUAACCACCAAUCGAUAUAAAAAACAUGUCAUGAGUAUCUAUGGUUCUAAAUAAUGUAUUGGUCGUACGCAUGUUGCUGUAUUAUUUCUUUGUAAAUUCCGCUUUGAUUUCAAAAUCCAUUUAAUUUAUUUUUUAAUCGGUAAAGAAUUUCUUUUCUUUUUUUUUUCUUUUUAUUUUCUUUUUUUUUAUUAUUAUUAUUAAACCAAAGUGCUUAUUUUAUUAAAAAUUGUACAUAUGUAAAUGACGACGUUUCAAUGUCUAUGUGUGAACAGUAAUUUUGUAAGGUUUGGUCUUUCAGCGAUUUUUAAAUGUUUGCUACUCUACUUCGUACAGAAUUAAUAUUUGGGAUUAUUAUACUCAUUUUGUGCAUUCUCCAGCCAAGCCAAUUUGAUGGAAAUAUUAUUAUUGUAUUUGAUAUGACAUUUCACUUAUGGUUAGUCAUUAAUCAAUGUGGUUAUUUUGUGAUUUUGUAAAUCUUCAACAAUCCAUUUUUAUGAAAAAAAUAUUAAUUCUAAGAAGAGACCUUAAAAAUGUGUACCGAAAUGCCUUGUAAAUUGUCAGUAUUUUAAAAUAAAUUGUGUAUGAUGCAAGGCUAUAA